CCUCUCUCCCCCUCCCGUCCCGUGUCGAAUGUGCGGCGGGCGCGGGCGGCCAUGGCGCUGCUGAGGGGUGUUUUCAUAGUUGCAGCGAAGCGAACGCCUUUUGGGACCUAUGGGGGGCUGCUCAAGAACUUCACAGCCACCGAUCUGACAGAACAUGCUGCUCGAGCUGCCUUGGCUGCUGGCAAAGUGUCUCCUGAGAUCAUUGACAGUGUCAUUGUCGGCAAUGUCAUGCAGAGCUCUGCAGAUGGGAUUUAUAUUGCAAGACACGUUGGUUUACGCGUGGGAGUCCCUGUCCCAGUUCCAGCCCUCACUGUCAACAGACUUUGUGGCUCGGGUUUCCAGUCCAUUGCCAAUGGAUGUCAGGAAAUUUGCCUCAAUGACUCUGAAGUUGUUCUGUGUGGUGGAGCUGAAAAUAUGAGUCAGGCUCCUUAUGCAGUUCGAAACAUUCGAUUUGGAACCAGAUUAGGAGCAGAACUGAAGUUGGAAGACACACUGUGGGAAGGUCUAACAGAUACGCAUGUUAAAAUUCCUAUGGCAGUCACAGCUGAGAAUCUGGCUGCAAAAUACAACAUCACGCGAGAGGACUGUGACCGAUACGCAUUCAAAACGCAGCAGAGAUGCAAAGCUGCUCAGGAUGCUGGUUACUUUAAUGCUGAGAUGGCACCAAUUGAAGUGAAAACGAAAAAGGGGAAGGAAAAUAUGCAAAAGGAUGAGCACCCAAAGCCCCAGACCACUCCGGAACAACUGGCGAAACUCCCAUGUGUCUUUAAAAAGGAUGGAACAGUCACUGCUGGGAAUGCUUCAGGGGUGUGUGAUGGAGCUGGUGCAGUCAUUAUUGCCAGUGAAUCAGCGCUUAAAAAGCACAGCCUUACACCUCUGGCAAGAGUAGUAGCCUAUCACUCAGCUGGCUGCGACCCUUCCAUAAUGGGCAUCGGCCCUGUACCUGCAAUUACUGAGGUUCUGAAGAAAGCAGGAUUGACCCUGAAGGACAUGGAUCUGAUAGAGGUGAAUGAGGCGUUUGCACCUCAGUAUCUGGCUGUUGAAAAAGUUUUGGGCCUUGACCCUGAAAAAACCAACGUCAACGGAGGUGCCAUCGCUAUAGGUCAUCCCUUGGGGGCUUCAGGGUCACGGAUCACAGCUCAUCUGGUUCAUGAAUUAAGGCGUCGUGGCGGGAAAUAUGCCGUUGGAUCAGCUUGCAUCGGUGGUGGACAAGGUAUUGCUCUUAUCAUUGAGAACACAGCCUGAGGGAUUAUGGAGACUGCAGUGUUGCCCGAAGAGAAUUCCCUGAGAAACUUCUGCCUCACUACCUGCCUUCGUUUUGUGCAAUUCCUGCAAGGUAAAGGAAUAGCUGAAUUAUGAACAAGAAGAUUUGUUAAUGUCUUUCUAACUAAAGGAAGUGUAACAUCAACUUAAUUUCACACUGAUGAAGUAUUUUCUAAAAGCCUCUUUUCAGUCAAAGUUAGUGUAUUUCUGUAGACAAAAUUCUUUUCAUUUCCUGAGGAAAUUGCCUGUGAAACUUUCGCCAGACCUGCCUUAAAAUCGCCAUCAGUGCAGCUUUUUAAGCAGGUAUUGCUUAAACUAUUCCUGCUUCAGCCACUGCUGCUGUAUGGCACAUGUGCCUCUUAUCAUCAGGGAAUGUGAAAAUUGAAUUCAAGACCUCCUGAAGUACAUACUGAUUGUAGAUUGAUGGAUAUAACCUGCACCCUGUUGUUUUGCAAGGGAAAAGAGAAUCAGUGAAAGCUGAAAUUUCCAUUGUGCCUCCCAAAAGAACAAUAAAUAUAAGAGGAAAAAGAAAGGGCU
This is a messenger RNA of Cuculus canorus (common cuckoo), 1800 nucleotides long. It is a transcript of the gene ACAA2, whose product is annotated as acetyl-CoA acyltransferase 2. Bases 52 to 1245 code for a protein of 397 amino acids. The transcript has 10 exons. Gene Ontology annotation, molecular function: acetyl-CoA C-acetyltransferase activity. Gene Ontology annotation, biological process: fatty acid beta-oxidation. The record is from RefSeq and is a predicted model, not a curated record. NCBI's taxonomy places the organism in Eukaryota, Metazoa, Chordata, Aves, Cuculiformes, Cuculidae.